Messenger RNA from Strongylocentrotus purpuratus (purple sea urchin), 4000 nucleotides. Its product is annotated as monocarboxylate transporter 9. The transcript is spliced from 5 exons. The record is from RefSeq and is a predicted model, not a curated record. Lineage: Eukaryota; Metazoa; Echinodermata; Echinoidea; Camarodonta; Strongylocentrotidae. Gene Ontology annotation, molecular function: monocarboxylic acid transmembrane transporter activity. Gene Ontology annotation, biological process: transmembrane transport. The coding region runs from base 50 to 1726 and encodes 558 amino acids.
GCGAAACCGUAGGGUGAGCGCGCGCGCCCACGCACUCAAAGGUAAACUAAUGAUAGCGACCAGAAUCUGGUGUAUUUCAUGGCGUGCGUGUCUUUCUUUCCAGUACUGCCUCUCGAACACCGCAUCCAACAUGAAAGUACUUCGCCCCGGAGAAUCGCCAGGACGAUGGAAGUAUAUGAUCAUCGUAGGUGCAGCCAUCGUUAACUUCUUCAACACCGGUACGGCCAAGUCGUUCGGCGUGCUCAUUUCCGACCUCGCAGAGGACUUGGACACCGGUGUGUCCAUCCUUGGAUUUGGGAUUGGAAUGUGUCACGGCGCAGCAGUCGGAUUAACAUUCUUGACACGCCCUCUCCUGAAAAAGACGACGUGUAGAGUACUAACGAUGAUCGGUGGAUGUGUGUCUGGUUUCGGCUUCUGUAUCUGCUCGAUCAGUGGCAAUGCUGCUCUAUUCACCAGUGGGAUAGCGGUGGCAGGAUUCGGUUACAGUUUUAUGAUCAUCUCAAACGUCGUCAUCGUCAAGACCUACUUUCCAGACUCUUUCCCAAUCGCCAUAAGCUUCAGUUUAUCCACCGGUGCCGUCGGGAUGAUGCUGAUACCUGUCAUAACGGAGAAACUUGCAAACAUCUACGGAUGGCGAGGCUCGCUUCUGCUCAUUGCAGCCAUGAACUUCCAUAACGUCCUGGCAGGAGCCCUCUUUAGACCACUUACAUCAACUCGGCACAAACAUUCCUACUCUACAAAACACGAUGGUACUGCUGAUAGUGCCAGAGAAAGAAGGACAGUAGAGAAUUCAAACAGCUUCAGGAGUGAUGAGAAGACUACAUGCAGAGGCCAAUAUUCUCCUGUAAAUGCACCCGAACAGGGAUGUUCAGAAAACAAAGAAACACAGUCGGGAGCGAACUUCGGUCUCGAUUCCAAGAAAAGGAUGACCGUAAGACAGAAUUGCGAACAGAGCUUGGGUUUAAGUGAGUGUGAUGAUGAAAUAUCUGAAAAGAAUCGGCUGAUUCCUAAGGGGCAGUCGAGGGCACCUGGCAAUUUUACGAGCGGGUCUGUCGAAGAGGAGUCCGAAGCGACAACGGAGGACAGUGGUUGCAUGAGGAGAUUGAUCGAACUGUUUGAUUUGAGACUGCUAUAUGAUUUUCCUGCCUUAAACCCAAUAAUGAUUGCUGGACUGUUGUCUGGGGCGACCACCACAGGCUGGGUGGCUUUUUUGUUGCCGAACGCUCAGGAGAAGGGAUACAAUAUGGAUAAAGCCGUAUUGCUUGCUUCAGUAGGAGGUCUUGGGAACUUCAUUGGUCGAUUUUGCAUCGGCUACAUGCUCGGUAAGUGGACCACUGCGAGGACCAUGUUCAUCGUCUGCAAUCUCAUCUGCGGUGCAGCCUUCUGUCUGGACUACGUCACGACCACGUUCUGGGGUCUGUCCAUCCUGUCGGCGUUAAACGGAUCAACCAUCGGGGCUAUGACUGUUCUUAUUUCCCUGAUGAUUGAGGAGAUCGUUGACGAGUCGAGAUUCACCUCAGGGGUUGCUCUGGCUUAUUUCUUUCUAGGACUUGGUGAAAUCGUCGGAGGUUUAUUCGCAGGAUGGCUGUACGACAUCAGCCACACUUACGUCAUCGCCUUUAUCGCCUUGGGAGUGUUAAAUGUCCUGGGAGCUCUUCUGACGGCGAUUGUGACCUUCCUUCCGUGCUCUCUAUUCCGAAAUCGACAUCUGGAUGAUGAAGAAUAAAGUGUCGCAGGUUUGCAGGUUUGCGCCAGCGGUAAUUGGCGCGGUCUGUGACGCAUUGCGGGGGGUUUGCAUCAUUACAAAAGUAGAUGCAAAUGAACAGUGCAAUCGUCGGCUUUGAAUUACUAGUCCACACUGUGGGUUACAUACUGUGAGACUUUAUGUGAAAACGCUCUUACAUACUGUGUAACUUGGGUGAAACUCCAUGUGUGAACACCGUCCCAUACUGUGUAACACAGCGUGGAACAACACAGUGUGGAACUCUUUAUGAAGAAAAAAUAUGUGCCCUACUGUGUAACAAUUACAGUAUAAAACUUUAUGUAAAAACACUCAUACUCUAUGUGAACACACUAUCCCACACUGUGUAAUAUAUUCUGAGAGUCUUUGUUAAAAAGCUAUACCACACUAUAUAACACAGUGUGGGAAUAUUUGAAAACACUUUUCUAUACUGUGUAACUUGUGUGAGAUUACAUGUGAAAACACCGUCCCACACUGUGUACCAGUGUGGGACUCUAUAUGGAGAACAAACUAUUCCAUACUGUGUGACAAUCACAGUCACAGUAUGGAACUUUAUGUGAAAACACUAUUUCUAUGUGAACACACUAUCCCACACUGUGUUAUGUAUGGUGAGAGUCUUUGGGGGAAAUACCACUCUAUGUAACACAGUGUGGGACUAUUCAAAAACACUCUUCCAUACUGCAUAACUUGGGUGAGACUCCAUGUGUGAACACCAUCCCACACUGUGUCACACAGUGUGGAACUAUGUAUGAAGAAAAAUAUAUGCCAUGCUGUGUAAUUAUUGUAGGAGUCAAUGUGAGAACACUAUAGCACUCUAUGUAACCCAGUAUUACAGUAUACAGUAUUCUGUACUAUGUAAUACAGAAUGGGACGACUGUGAUAUUCCCCACUAUGGAACAGUUUGUGAGACUCUAUGUAAAAACGAUAUUCCACACUUUGGAACUUUGUAUCAAAAUAUAUUUCAAUCAUGGAUGUAAAAAUGGUAAACACAGAAUGUAAUGGCGUUUUCAUACAGAGUCUCAAACCUUUUUUUCUUUUUUUUCCACAAUAUGGAAUAGUGUCUUCACAUAGUCUCACACUGUGUAACAGAGUGAGGAAUUGAAAUUUUCACAUAGAGACUCAUGACGUGGGUAUGUAAGUCAAGCCUAUCUAUAAUCAUUUGUAUCAGCUUUAUCAGUGGACAAUGGGUUUAACAUGGACAGUUUGAGUGCAACUAAAUGAAAUUUAGUUUAAAUGCUUCAAUACAUAAUUAUCUUUUAUCUUAUUUUAUAAUAUAUCACAAUUUACUUUUAUAAUGUAUCACAAUUUACUUUUAUAAUCUCGGGGAAAGUUCGGUCUUUUACUAAAUAUGUAUUCUCCAUUUUUAUUCAGUUUUAAUUAUGUCUUUGUUUGAUUGUAAUGGUAUAGUAGCUAUUUCUACAAAAGCCUAUCUUUUAGCGAAUGCAGCUAAGACCAGCUGAUAUUGAUUUUGAUUAUUAUUUAAUAUACUUAUGCUGCUUUUAAAAGGACAAAUAUAAUAUCAUCUCCGUUCCGUUAAUGUUAUUGAUACGUGUGCUGAAAAACUGAAAAACUGAAACUGAACUGCAGCUGAUAUACACGUAUAGAUCGACAUCUGUUCUCAAGUUAUGUCCUGGGAUUGUGAUUGUGCACCUGAUUUAUGUUUGGUCUUACCGACAAUUUGUUUAGAUAUUUAUUUACAAUUAAUUUAAACGCAGCUGGAGUUUUGAUAAGCGAUUAUACAAGUAAAUUGUGAUAUAUUUUAAAAUAAGAUAAAAGAUAACUGAACUGCAACUGAUAUACACGUAUAGAUCGACAUCUGUUCUCAAGUUAUGUCCUGGGAUUGUGAUUGUGCACCUGAUUUAUGUUUGGUCUUACCGACAAUUUGUUUAGAUAUUUAUUUACAAUUAAUUUAAACGCAGCUGGAGUUUUGAUAAGCGAUUAUAAAAGUAAAUUGUGAUAUAUUUUAAAAUAAGAUAAAAGAUAACUGAACUGCAACUGAUAUACACGUAUAGAUCGACAUCUGUUCUCAAGUUAUGUCCUGGGAUUGUGAUUGUGCACCUGAUUUAUGUUUGGUCUUACCUACAAUUUGUUUAGAUAUUUAUUUACAAUUAAUUUAAACGCAGCUGGAGUUUUGAUAAGCGAACUGUACAAACAUCAAAAUUACUAUUUUCCGGUGUCAGUGUUGUAGUUGUACACAGUUAAAAUUUUUGUGAACCAGUUGUUUAAAAGUUUAAACAACCUCGGAUUUACGGGUGACCU